Messenger RNA from Striga hermonthica, 2034 nucleotides. NCBI's taxonomy places the organism in Eukaryota, Viridiplantae, Streptophyta, Magnoliopsida, Lamiales, Orobanchaceae. The record is from the annotation of a GenBank genome assembly.
AUGCACUGGUGGCAGGGUGCCUUCUCCUCCUCCUCCUCGUCCAAGAGGCAUUCCGAUGACGACAGCGUCAUCGUCUCCGAUGGGAGGUACUCCGUCAAGGCCGGAUUUUUAUCCGGCCGGCGGACCCGCAACCGUGGCCGCUCGAGGAAAGUGAGGUACGUGUCGGAGAAGGACGAUUACCCGUGGAGGUCCCCCAGCCGCUCGGACCAUUCCGUGUCGGCCAGGUCUCCGGCGCCGGCGCCGUCCAAGCCUCAGCCCUUGCCGAUGCCCGAGCUGCAUGUUCUGCUGCGGAUGGACCCCAAAUUCGCUUCCCCGAGCGUGCCUCUGCCUUCAUUCCGAGGUGCCAAUCAGAAUCAGAGGGGAGGGUAUGAGGAAAGAGAAAGAGACAGGGAUAUGCAAACGGCGGAGACAUUGAGCGAGGAUGAGAUUGACGGGCUGAAUGGGCUCAGGAGAAUCAGCAGAUUACAUGGCCAAACCUCCCAGGCAAACACAGAACAGCCUGAAACCCGACCCUGCAGAUGUAAAAAAAGCUCUGCACGCAAGCAUACCCCAAAAUCCCAAUCACCCUAUGGCUACAGGAUCAAUGUCCCCAUCAGUGCCCCCACUAGUCCUUACUCGAGCCCGGCCCUGAGCCCGCCCGGCCCUGACAUGCUGGCGUCUCAUUACAUGACCCCACCCAGCGUCUUCCACGUCUGGUCCGCCCCUGAGAUCCCCUACUCGGCCCAAAACUGCUUCUUCCAACAUACGCCCUUCGAGGUCUUGUCCAGCGUUGACAGCUCUCCGCUCCAGAGCCCCACUGUGGGGCCCGCGUCCCCUCUUCCCGGGAUAUUAUCCCCUGAAUCGCGGCGUGAAGGUGGCGGUGGCGGUGGCGUGCAUCCACUGCCACGUCCCCCUGGGAGUGGGACCGCCGCCGGUCAGCCCUCGCCCACGGCUUCUGUUUCGCCGUCCGCCUCGAGGUCAGAUUUCUCGGGGGCAUCCAACUGUGGAACAGAGAUGGAUUUUCCGAGAGGCAACAUCACCCCACCGCAGCUGUCGCCUAUCGCGCAGGUCGCCGGAAAACCGAAAGUGAUGCCGAUAAAGUCCAGGUGGCGCAAAGGGAAGCUGAUCGGGAGGGGAACGUAUGGGAGUGUGUAUGUGGCUUCCAACAGAGAGACUGGAGCAUUAUGUGCAAUGAAGGAGGUUGAAAUUUUACCAGAUGAUUCGAACUCUGCAGAGAGAAUGAGACAGUUGGAGCAGGAAAUUAAAGUUCUCAGCCGUCUGAAGCACCCAAAUAUUGUGCAAUAUUUCGGUAGUGAAAUUGUCGAGGACAAAUUCUAUAUAUACCUGGAAUACGUUCAUCCUGGUUCAAUAAAUAAAUUUAUCCAAGACCAUUGUGGAGCUAUUACGGAAUCUAUCGUUCGCCAUUUUACUCGUCAUAUCCUAUGUGGGUUGGCUUAUUUGCACAGCACGAAAACCAUCCACAGAGACAUCAAAGGUGCUAAUUUACUUGUUGAUGCGUAUGGAGUUGUCAAGCUAGCUGACUUUGGGAUGGCUAAACAUCUCAGUGGGGAAGCAGCAAAUCUAUCAUUGAAGGGUAGUCCGUAUUGGCUGGCCCCAGAGUUGUUGCAAUCUGUGAUGUCAAAAGAUGCCAGUACAGAUGUUGCUUUAGCCGUGGAUAUAUGGAGCUUAGGCUGUACCAUUAUCGAGAUGAUGGAUGGGAAGCCUCCUUGGAGCGAGUAUGAAGGGGCAGCAGCAUUGUUCAAGGUACUACAGGAGAGUCCACCAAUACCCCAAACACUAUCGGCCGAUGGAAAAGAUUUCCUGCAGUGCUGUUUCCGUCGGAAUCCUGCUGAAAGGCCCACCGCAGCAAAGCUUCUCGAGCACCCAUUUGUCAAUGGCUCCUCUCACCACCAAUCAAAUGCUUGCAUCCAGUCACUCAAAGACAUGAGAUUAACGGAUAAGGUAAAUAGAGAGUUGGCUCGUGAUAGUAAAUUUGAUCGGGUGCCGGCAUCAUUAGGCGUACAGAUCAAGAAAGGGAAAGUGGCUAACAUAUAA